GCACCUCAGGUAAAGUUAUUGCCUCUAUAAUAACUGCGGUAGUAAAACGGAGCGCUGCCAAAACAGGAUUGGAUUACAGUGUCACUGAAUAAAUAGAAAGACCGUGAAUAUAAUUGUGUCCAAACCUGUCGGUCUGUGACGGCCUGACAGGAUAAUCAGAGUCCAAAAAUGAAGAUGAAUUAUUUAAAGGUCAGUAAAUCAAAGGCUGCACAAACACACUUGUUUCUAUCGUAUUAUCCUGGACUUUUUGACUGAUUAAGUCUACCUCACCCUCUACCUCACCCUUUUCACUCAUCUAUAUCAGUUCUCUCAUCCAUCCAUCACGUCCUCCUCCUCCCAACUUUCCUCUCUUCACUCCCUCCACCUCCUGCUCUGUCACACCGUCCAAUCCCCUCCUAUCCCAAUCCAGUGCAGCCUCACUGUCUCCCUCCCUCUCCCUUUAUCUCUCCCUCUCUCUUUCUCCCCUUCAUCUCACCUCCAGCCAGCCUAUUCACUCUCCUCCUCCUCUUCCUCCUCCUCCUCCUCUACCUUCUCCUCCUGGAUCACACAGCCCGCCUGCUUCCGUCCACUUUAUCUUUUCCCUCUCUGUCUCUUCGAACCCUCUCAGUCUCUCUCUGCUGUCUCUUGUCUUCUGACUCUUUUUCUUCUUCUGUCUCUCUUCUUUUCUCUCUGUCUGUCCUCCACUCCUCUUCAGCCCCAGGAGCUCGGAGGCUCGAGGCUCUUCAUCGAAUCACUUAGGAUUCAGAAGCACUUGGGACAAAGAUUCUCUCACUGGAGCCAAGAUGGCCAUGUCCAGCAUCCUCCACUCUGAUGACAUUAAGAAAGCAGUAGAUGCAUUCAAAGCUGCCGACUCCUUUGACCACAAGAAGUUCUUUGAGAUGGUGGGCCUGAAGACCAAACCGUUCGAGGAUGUGAAGAAGGUCUUCACGGUGCUGGAUGCCGACAACAGCGGCUUCAUAGAGGAGGAGGAGCUUAAAUUCGUCCUGAAGGGUUUCGCCAAAGACGGCAGAAACCUAACAGACAAAGAAACCAAAGCGUUUUUAAAAGCAGCCGACAAGGAUGGAGACGGGAAGAUUGGAGUUGAAGAAUUCGCAGCCAUGGUAAAGGAAUAAAUGACCACCCACUGUGACCAGUCACACUAGUCCAAGGUUUCCCUCACCCGGACCUGAACCUCACCCACCCCUGGACUCCCAGCCCCGUAGACUGAAGCCGCUCCCUGCUACACACGCUCGAAACAGACCCUAACCCUGCGACACCCUCACCCCCCACACCCCCACAUUACCCUGAAAUCUGCAUUCAUGGCAUUAGUUUUACAUUUUUAUACAAACUGCUCAUGUUUGUGUUUGCAUAGAGAUAAAAAAAAAAGAAAUGCUGGCAAAAAAUAAAGCUAACGUUUUAAAGAAUUAUGUAGUAAAAAAAAGAAAAGAAAAUCAGAGUUAUCUAAAGAAAGUCCUAGUCUGUCUCCUCCCCCGCUGAGUUCAUGUCAGCUCUGCUCCCUAUGACUCCCCCUGACUCCCCAAACAUCACUGUGUUUCCACUCAUCUCUCCCUUCAUCUGUUCAUCUUCCUCUCCUCUAAUACUGAACUAUUGUAAAACUCACCAAAAGAAGAAAAAAAUCAAGCUGUGAAAGAACAAAAUAAAACAGAAAAACAAAGCCUCAAGAU
This is a messenger RNA of Cynoglossus semilaevis (tongue sole), 1664 nucleotides long. RefSeq names its product parvalbumin 6 (gene pvalb6). The transcript is spliced from 5 exons. Gene Ontology annotation, molecular function: calcium ion binding. NCBI's taxonomy places the organism in Eukaryota, Metazoa, Chordata, Actinopteri, Pleuronectiformes, Cynoglossidae. Bases 783 to 1112 code for a protein of 109 amino acids. Gene Ontology annotation, cellular component: cytoplasm. The record is from RefSeq and is a predicted model, not a curated record.